Etheostoma spectabile (orangethroat darter) is the source of this 8264-nucleotide messenger RNA. RefSeq names its product trinucleotide repeat containing adaptor 6C2 (gene tnrc6c2). Bases 843 to 6617 code for a protein of 1924 amino acids. Gene Ontology annotation, molecular function: protein binding; RNA binding. Gene Ontology annotation, biological process: positive regulation of nuclear-transcribed mRNA poly(A) tail shortening; miRNA-mediated post-transcriptional gene silencing. The record is from RefSeq and is a predicted model, not a curated record. The transcript is spliced from 23 exons. Gene Ontology annotation, cellular component: nucleoplasm; P-body. NCBI's taxonomy places the organism in Eukaryota, Metazoa, Chordata, Actinopteri, Perciformes, Percidae.
UCCGCUCUCUGGGAGGAGGAGAGCGACUGCAGUGUUGUUAGUUUGAACAAAAUGGCUGCGAGACCACUGUCAACGAGAGCUCACUGAACGCCUACCAUGACUGUCCGCUGCGCUGUCUGGAUCCACACAGAAUGUAUUUCCCCGGAGUCGUUUCUCACUUUGCAUUCGCGGUAGCCAGCCCGUUGCUAGUCGUCCAGUUGGCGACCUAAACAAAAACAUUUAUUUUGCACUUUAAAACAAGUUGGCUGGCUGGCUGACGGCCGUCGGCUUGCUCUUAUGCGCGAGAACUCAUCGGCGAUUUUUAACGAAAACUGCCUGAUCUCCCCCUUUUGCAAAACCUCGCAACGACUGACGACUUACAACGUCAACCAGCUAACGUCAGCUUGCAUUAUUUAGCUGCUUUUAAAAGUGAUUUUAUUCGUGUUAUUUUUUUGUUGUUUUUGUUGUUAGUGGUGCUUCGUUCCCCUCCCCGCCCCCCAGUAUAUCGCGACGUUUUAACAAACUGUUUUUCGGCGAGUGUAAUUUCACGGAAUAUUGUACAUUUUCUUUGCUUAAAGUAUAAAUUACCUUACUUGCUGUGUGUCUAUCUGGCGGAGUAGCCGUUGUUUACCUCGGUAUCACCAAGCUGCUGCAGCAGCAGUAGUCGGCUUAUCUGCCAAAUCUGACUUUAAUUGCGACUGAAUCUCUGCUCCAUCUUUUUACGGGUAACUUUAGAAAAGACAUCGAAGAAUGCUUUUCUGCAUAUUUUUUUCUGACGUGCACCGACUCUUCACUGAAAGCUGCCAAAGCUGUGGUUAACGCAAGCUGAGAGAAGCUAGCAACAGAAGAAAGAGAACCAUUUGAUGGAAGAAAAGAAAAAGAAAAAACAAGAAGAAAAGACCAAAACGGACAUUGCUCAGAAAAAGGCUUCUGAUCAUAAACCCAAAGUGCAAGAGCCUGCUCCCACUAAGCCCAGUCCCGGCCCACCCCACCACCUCCACCUAGCCAGCCCUACGCUGCCCCUCUUCUCCUCCACUUCUUCUUCUGGCAAUGGCAAGCGAGCCUCCUCCAGUAGCCAACUCCCGACUCAGACUCCCCCUCAGCCGCAGUGCCAGUUGUCCUCUGCCAGUGCUCGUUAUCCGCCCAGAGAGGUGCCCCCGCGCUUCCGCCAGCAGGAGCACAAGCAGCUACUGAAGAGAGGCCAGCCACUGCCUGCAGAAACCCUCAGCGCUCUCACCCUCUGUUCCUCUUUCUCCUCCUCUUCGCCUUCAUCUUAUUCUUACUCUUCUACGAUUACCAGCAGCACUUCCCCGAACUCUACCACGUCCACUGCAAGCAAACACCACCCAGACAUAUCCCUUCAGAGUGGCUCCGUUCCCCAGUAUGAGACCUCUCAUUGGGGAGCCUCUUUGCCAGUUGACAGCUCAUUCAGUGCCAAUAGCUGGGACGAAGUGAUUAUUGACGAAAGUGACACAGAAGCUUGGCCCUCCAUCAGACGCACUAGUGACCCCAGCCACCCCAGAGCACCAGAAUGCCCCUUGGGCUCAGCUAGCUCUAACACAGACAACAGUGCUGUCACUACCACCACCAGUAGUAGUUUUCUGAGCAUGGCCACAGGUGCAGCAGGCCAGCAGGCCCACUACCCUUCUCUUAAAGCUAACAAUAACAUGAUGACGGGACCUGGGUCAGCCAACACAUGCGGUAAUAGAGGCUGGUGCUCAGAUGGGAAACAAGAUGGUAUGAAUGGUGGCAGAGUAGGAGCGCCCAAUAACUGGGGUUCUCCCAAUUUUAACUUGAACCUCAAUCCCAAUGCCAACCCAUCGGCCUGGCCUGUUCUGGGACAUGAGGAUGGUGGGGGUUGUAGUAUUGGCCCCAACGCUGUGUCAAACUCCCAGUCCCUCCCGCCAUGUAUUAAUGGCAAUGGAAACAUGGGAAAUGGGAGCCAGGGAGGUGCAGAUAAUGGCGGGGGAGGUUGGAUUGGCAUGAUAAGUGCUAACGAAAAUGAUCAACAGCACCCUUCAGCCAACACAAGCUUGUCCUUCAAAAUGGAACCUUCUAAACUUAACACUGAUGGACCAAACCACACUAAGCAGCAGCAAGCUCAUGAGCCUAUGAGCCCUAUCCAUGGGUUAACUGGCUGGGGAGGCCAGUCACCCACUGAAUCAUCCCAGCUCAAUGGGGACACAACAGGCAGCUCUGUAUGGGAUAGUGCAGAAACCAAGGCAGCUGACUCUCCCAAGGACUCAGGCUGGGACUCAACCCCCUCUGCAGGUCUUUCUGCCUGGGGCCGCCAAGGCAGUGGUGGUGGGAGUAGUGGAAGUGGUGGCUGGGGUGACUGGGGGAAAUCUUCAGGGGGCGGAGAUGCAUCUAAAGGCUGGGACUCAGUGGAUGCUGGUAGUUCUGGUUCAGGCCAAGAGCAGCAACUUAGCUCAUGGGGCCAGCAGCCCAGAACAGCCCCAGCAAGCGACGGUAGCGGGGACAGCAGCGAAAGUAAAUCUGGCGACAGAGACAGGUCCUCCAGCGCAGAUUGUACCCCUCUGUUCCCCCGGCAGGACCUGGACCCUAGGGUGCUGAGUAAUACGGGUUGGGGACAGACCCCCAUCCGGCAGCACACUGUAUGGGAGAUGGAAGAAGCCAAUAUUGAUGAUGGGAAGAACAAAAGUAGCUCAGAUACCAUCGGAGGCUCCAGCUCUAAUGGUGGACCCUCAUCCAUUAAUGGAGGUAUCAUCAACUCGAAAAUUUGCCCCAGUCAGAGACCUGGGUCUGGAGAAAAAAGUGACAGCGAAGGAUCAUCAUCCUCAGGUUGGAGAGCCCCUCCACCUCAGCCUAUCCAGACUGGAUCUGGAUGGGGGGACCCCCCACAGUCACUCAGCAAUGCACCAAAUGGCACUAACAGUGGCUGGGGUGACCCUUUGCCUUCCAAUGGUCCUAGAAAUGGAGGCACACCAUCCUGGAGUUCUGAGGACAAGUCACCUAGUUGGGAUGAUGGCCAGAAGAAAAAUCAGCCUAGUAGCUGGGGAGAAGGCCCCAAAAGCUCCCCUGGAUGGGGCAACAGUAAUGGGGGCUCCAAUGGCUCCAGCACAGGGGAGUGGGGAGAGCCGGAGGUCAAGAAGAACGGAUCCUCCAGCAGCAUGUGGGAAGGAGAAGGAGGAAAUGGAGGAAGUGGUGGAUGGAAGGAAAGCCCCAGGGGAGGAAAUAGAGGAGGAGGCUGGGGUAAGCCUGCUCCUACUGUGAGCAAUACCAGUUGGGGGGAGACCCCACGUGCCAAUGGCCCUGUACAAGGAUCAUGGGGCUCUUCCAAGCCCCAGGAAAGCAGCAGCAGCAGCAGCACUGGUAGCGGAGGAGGUGGAAGCAUGGGAUCAUGGGGUGGGCCUGCUACUGUGAAGCAGAACACAUCAAGCUGGGGCAAUGGCAGCAAACAGGACCAGGGCAUGGAUCCCACCGGCUGGGAAGAGCCCUCCCCUCCCUCCAUCCGCAGGAAGAUGGAGAUUGACGAUGGAACGUCCACCUGGGGCGAUCCUGACACCUACAACAAGACUGUCAAUAUGUGGGAUCGCAAAAAUCCCAAUAAUAACACAGGCAAUAGCGGUCCACCUUCCAGUAAGAAUGGUGGAGGGAUUAACCCCAACAAUAACAACAACAAUCAUUCUGUCGGCCCUGGCAACAACAAUCACCAUCACACUCACCACAUGCACCACCAUCCCCAUCAUGGCCAGCCCCCAACUCACCUGCAACAUCAUGGAAGCAACAAUGGGUCAUCCAGUAAUGGCCCCCCACAUCCAAGUGUGGGGACCCAGGGUAGACCCCCCCUCGCCAACCCAGGUUGGGGAGAGCUUCCAAAUGUUCAACCCAAGUCGGAGCCUGCUUGGGGAGAGCCAGCCGCUCCAAUAUCAAGUGUGGACAAUGGCACCUCUGCCUGGGGCAAGCCCUCAGGGGGAGUAGGAGGAUGGGGAGAUGGUGGCCAUGAGCCCUCUGGACCCUAUGGCAGGGCCAACGGACCCACCAGUUCUGCACCCUGCAAGCCAGGCCCUAAACCUAUGCAAGAUGGCUGGGGAAAUGGUGGAGAGGAGAUGGGUAUGUCUACCGGCCAAUGGGACACUGAGGACGGGGAAAUGUGGAACAGCCCCACCUCCCAAGAGAGCAGCUCUUCUUGCAACUCCUGGGGCAAUGGACCCAAGAAGGGCCCGAGCAAGGGGAAGAUGGGCAAGCCAGAUGAUGCAUGGAUCAUGAACCGUCUGAUCAAACAGCUCACUGACAUGGGCUUUCCGAGAGACCCUGCUGAGGAGGCUUUAAAGAGCAACAACAUGAACCUUGACCAGGCCAUGAGCGCCCUGUUGGAGAAGAAGAUGGACCUGGACAAGCGGGGCAUGGGCAUGUCUGAUUACAGUAAUGGCAUGAACAAGCCGAUGGUGUGUCGGCCCUCUGCACUCUCCAAAGACCCCUCCGAACGCACCUCCUUUCUUGAUAAGGAUGGUGUUCUGUCAGAUGAUGCCCCCCCAUCACCGUUUCUGCCUUCCCCCAACCUGAAGCUACCCCUGGCCAACAGUAGCCUUUCUGGGCAGGGUCUGGGACAGGGCAACCCGGGGCUGGCCAUGCAAAACUUGAACAACAGACAGAUACCCAGUGGAAUGUUUGGCAGUAGUGGAGCAGCACAAACCCGGGCCAUGCAGCAGCAGCCUCCUCAGCCACCAGUGCCACCUCUCAGCUCCUCCCAGCCUAGUCUACGUGCUCAAGUGCCUCAGUUUCUCUCCCCUCAGGUCCAAGCACAGCUCUUGCAGUUUGCAGCAAAAAAUAUUGGUCUGAACCCUGCACUUUUAACCUCACCAAUAAACCCUCAACAAAUGACUCUCUUGUACCAACUUCAGCAACUGCAAAUGGCAUACCAGCGUUUACAAAUCCAGCAGCAGAUGAUGCAGGCGCAACGCAAUGUUUCCGGCCCCAUUAGACAGCAAGAGCAGCAAGUUGCACGUACAAUCACCAACAUGCAGCAACAGAUCCAGCAGCACCAGCGUCAGCUGUACCAAGCGCUGCUUAUGAAGCAGCAGCAACUUCCCUCCCAUUCCUCUUCCUCCUCCGCUGGUCUGCAUCCCUCCGGUGGCCCCGCCGGAGUCCAUGGUUCCGGAAAAUCAAACCUGGACCCCUACACAGGCCCACACCAGGCUCCUGGCCUAGCCGACUCACUGCACACCAAAGAGCCGCCGUCUUCGUCUAACGCCUACAGCACCUACCCUCUCUCGGGACUGAAUCCAAACAUGAAUGUAAACUGCAUGGAGGUCGGGGGUUUGUCCCUAAAGGAGCCCCCUCAGCCCCAAUCCCGCCUGUCCCAGUGGACACACUCCAACUCCAUGGACAGCCUCUCUGGCAACUCCUCAAACAUGGAGAACAACCUCAAUAAGCACGGUGCCAUAUCUGCUGCCUCUUCCCUGUGCCCCCCUGGUAAGCCCCCCCAGCUGGAGGACUCAUACAGCCCUUACAAUCUAAUGUCCAGCUCUGAGUCCCCCAACAGCCCCCUGGUGCCCUCGGACAGCUGGGGACAGGGCAAGAACCCCAAUGAAAAGAUCUCCAAUGGGACCAACAUUAACUGGCCCCCAGAGUUCUGCCCAGGUGUGCCAUGGAAGGGCCUUCAGAACAUCGACCCUGAGAAUGACCCCAACAUGACCCCUGGCAGCGUCCCCAGCGGUCCCACCAUCAACACCAACAUCCAUGACGUCAAUCGAUAUCUGCUGCGGGACAGGAAUGGAGCCACUUCUCCAACUCUGCCACUUCAGAAUGGCUCUCUGCCUCCAACCAGCAGUGACUGGCCAGUCAGUGGCUAUUCUAGCUCUUUCAUUCUGUCAUCCUCUGAUGGAGAUGGCUCAGGUAAACUGUCUGACAUGAAAUCCACCUGGUCUCCAGGGCCCAUUUCCCAGAGCCAAGCGUCUCUGUCACAUGAUCUGUGGAAAGUCCCUCAGGGGCCACGCAGCAACGCUGCCCCAUCCCGGCCCCCGCCAGGCCUCACCAACAAUAAGCCCUCUUCCACCUGGGGUGGCAACUCCCUGGGCCUGGCCCAAGGCUGGAGUGCCUCCUACUCCUCUGAGGUUACCACCUGGAGUACUGACAGCUCCAACAGGACCAGCAGCUGGCUGGUGCUGAGGAAUCUCACCCCACAAAUUGAUGGUUCCACUCUGCGAACCCUGUGCAUGCAGCACGGCCCCCUGAUCACAUUCCACCUCAACCUGACCCAGGGGAACGCUGUGGUGCGCUACAGCUCCAAGGACGAGGCUGCAAAGGCCCAGAAGUCUCUGCACAUGUGUGUGCUUGGAAACACCACCAUCCUAGCAGAGUUUGCCGGUGAGGAGGAGGUGAACCGCUUCUUUGCACAAGGCCAGUCGCUGGGAGCUAACACCACUAGCUGGCAGGCCAACCCAGGAGCUAAUCAAAACCGGAUGGGCGGGGCAGCUCAGACCCACUCUAUUGGCCAGUGGAGCAGCGGUGGCGGUGGAGGCAAGCCCAGUGGAGGCGACCUGCUGUGGGGCGGUGUGCCCCAGUACUCCAGCCUGUGGGGACCGCCAAAUGGAGAGGAUGCCCGCGUGAUUGGGAGCCCAACUUCCAUUAACACCCUGCUGCCUGGAGAUCUGCUGAGUGGGGAGUCCAUGUAGGAUGAUGCCACGAUACACUAACCAACCAACCAACCCACCACCAUGUCAUGUAAGCCAUUGGUGGAAGGUGGGGUGGAAAAAUACAACAACAAAAAUAUGAACAGGAGCAAAACCCAAGCAAAUUAUGUGGCGAUAAUCAGUAUCAAUUUGAACUGUUUUGAACUGUGAAUUGUGAAUCAGAAGGCCGGGGUCCCUCCCACAUAGACUACAGACUCCAGUCUUUCUGUUUUGCUUUUGUCCCUUUUUUGUUGUUUUUUUCCUUUUGGUAGAUUUGAAAAGCAUCGUAUAAAACAGACUAAAAUGAGACACAACACAAAGAAAACUUUCAAGUGUUUUAAGUUUUUCCAUAAGUAUACAUCACAUUCUAUGUGAAUUCUUUUUUUCUUUUUCUUUUUUAGGAGAAGCAAUCAAAGCUGCCAUCUGAGACUUUCCUUUUCCCUCCAAAAAACAAUAAAAAAUCAUCCCAAAAUAAGAAUUAAGACGACCAUUCCCAGCAUGUCCAUGGCCAAUGAUUUGGUUCAAAGACGUUUAGAGUAGUUAACGUUUGUUUCUCAGCACUAAUAUUAGCCUUAAGUGCUCUCUGGCCCAGGUCCUUCCCAAGCCGCCUUUUUUAGUUUGUUUUGUAACUGAAGAAAUAGCUGAAAUCUUGCACAGUUUCACCUCUGAGCCAGCCAGUGGUACAGGAUAUGGCUGGUGACCAACUCUGUCACUGGGCAGUAAAAAGACCUGGCCACGUGACUGGCCCUACCAAUCAUCAGCUUAAUUAUUUUAAUUUUGUAUUCUCAAAGGGAUUGACACAGCUGUUAAAUGUUCUUUUUUUUGUAGGUCUAGACCCAAGCGCAUUUUUGAUAUAUAUCACAUAUAAGCUGAGAGAUUAUUUGUCAACCUUGCUGCGUGUCUCUGUUUCCGUACAUGUCUAUGUAUGUCCGGUGGCACCUAAUCAUUGACGUCGGCAAGCCCAGAUCCUUCUGGUCACCUUAAACCCAGUCGCUUACUGGUGCUUUGUUGAAUUUUCUAUUGUCGGAUUUGUUAUGAAGCCCAUGGGCAAUGUGGUCUGCCAGUUUUCGAAGUAAAAAAAGAACACAAUUUCUCCUUUAGUUACAUUGUGCAAUAUACACCAUAGACCUUUCUUCCAUCCAUACUCUAUGUCCACCGGAGCUGUUUUUUUCUUUUGUUUUGUUUUUUUGAUUGUUGCUGAUUGCAGCAAAAGACUGGAACUUCAAAAACCUUACCCCCUUUCAAAACUUGGAUCCCCUCCAGGCCGCCAAUCUCCCUGAAACUGUUGGGAAAACUCUGCAAAGAGGAAGAAGCAGCUGUUGAACUGUGCAUGCAGCAAAGUGUACUAAAUAGUGACACUGGUACACAAUAAUGCACACUUCCUCUCUGCCACAGCCACACCCAACAGAGACUGAAUCUACUGCAGUGGGAUUGGAUGGUUCUGGGUAUCUGGCACAAUACCAAAUAAGGUUUCUCCUAAUGCAGUAGACCUACGAGUGUUCCUUGUGUUUGUUACUGUACAAACAAAGGAGACUAAGACUUUUAUAAAUUCAAAGGGUUUUAUCAAAGCACUUAUGAAGAGCAAAUCGCUUCAACUGCAAUCCAAUAAAUCAAAAAAAAGAGCAUGAUAAACAUUGAAAACAAAAAAAA